Molecule: messenger RNA, 1808 nt
Organism: Drosophila persimilis
Lineage: Eukaryota; Metazoa; Arthropoda; Insecta; Diptera; Drosophilidae
Gene: VhaAC45
Exons: 5
Coding region: 85-1236 (383 amino acids)
Cellular component (GO): proton-transporting V-type ATPase complex
Source: RefSeq, a predicted model, not a curated record
GUGCGAAGGCGAAAAUUCUGUCCACCGUUUUUCGUUUGUAGUUUGAGUUGACUUUUCGUGCGUCGUUCCUGCGCUGCCAGCAAGAUGUUGUGGAAAUCGCUGAUUGCAUUGUGUUUCAUUGGAGCAGCCUUGGCCGAGCAAACGCCCGUCUUCCUAUGGGGUGCCAACAGUGAGGCGAAGCCUUCGUUGAAGACUGUGCCCCAGGCGGAGUUUGCUGACCAGUUGGCAGCGCUGCUGAAAGAUCACAUGGUUGUGGCCUUCGAGGAAAAUGGCCUGAGCACCAAGGACUUCCUGUGCUCAAAUUCCCAGUCGCAGUCCUGCUACGCCCAGCUGCAGGGCGUGAGUCCCAAGACGUAUUACACCAGCGUGGAGAAUCCGUCGGAGGCCCUACGCUCGGUGGCCGCCAAGCGGGAGCACAACAGCAUCGAUGCCAGUGGUCGGUUUGCGAGCCCGGCCAAGUGUUCCGUGGGCACCGCUCUGUUCGUCAGCUUCGAGGAUGACGAAGAUACCCGCGAGGCUGUCCUGGAGUCACAUGACUCUGCCAUUGCCGCUAUCAGCAAGCAGUUUGAGUGCAAGGUAGCUUAUCUGUACCUGGCCGCACCUUCCACCGCCCCUGUGGUGCACCGUCGCACGCGCCGUGACACGGCCGCCACCACCGGAGGCACCAUGUGGGUUUCGGGCAAUCAGUUUCGAAUGUUCUACACCAGCGUGUCGUACAACGGGGUCCCCUUCUCGGUCAACUCUAUCAGCAUCGUCAACGGAACUACUCCCGCUACUCAGUUCUCCGUUAAACUGGCCACUGCCGAUGCGGACAAGUCACUCACGUUCGAUGUUGUUUAUAGCGAUGGCGGCUACUUUAGCCUGACCAACGUGGCCUACGCCGGACAGACCUUCCGCAGCACUGGCAUCAUCAAUGCACCCACCACUUUCUCCUACGCCUGCGGAAACCUCACCCUGGAGACGGCUGCCGUUAAUGGACUGUACAACAGCCUGAGCUUUAACUCGCUGCAAAUUCAGGCUCCGUUCAGCAGCAUCUACAAGGAAGGCUUCGUCUUUGGCGACUCCUGGGACUGUGUGGGCUUCGUCUCGCCUGCAAUUCUGAUGGGUCUGAUGGUAGUUGUCAUUUUGCUGGUCAUCAUAUUCAUUGGCAUCUGCUGGAUGAUGGACAUCAACACGAUGGAUCGCUUCGACGACCCCAAGGGCAAGACAAUUACGAUCAAUGCCGGAGCUGAGUAAAUGGCAAUUAUUUGUCAUAGUUUCACUCGCCAUUUCUUUGUUCAAUCAACGAUAUUCAUUCCUUUCCUCCUUCAGUCUGUCCAUAUAUGGAUAUUUACGAAUCAAUACUUAAUACCGUAACCAUACAAUCAUAUAAUCAGGAAAUUAGCAAUCGCAAUUUAUGUCGUAUUCAUAAUUUUCUCCGGCAAAGAUCAGCCUGCGUUCAGCAUCAAUACCAACCGCGGCUGGCCUUUGCCGUCGAAAAUUGUCUGGGAUGAAGAGUCCCGAGAGAGUUUUGCUUGCAACGACUGUGCAACCAGUAUUUCGUUUAGUGUAGCCCAUAGAUCGAAACCAACUACGACCCCACCCCCCAUGUGUGUGUGCCCCAAGGGAGUACGAGUGUGUGUGUGAUUGCCACAAGUCGGUAAAUCUAAACUUGAAUAUAUCUAAGUGUUUUAUAGUUACUUGUUUCUUGCGCAAAUACGGGAGUGAACAUAAUUUAUGCCUCUGUAUGAUAGUUUAUCAUUUGUGUAACGCUCCUCCUGUUCGCAGGCCCAGCGAAAAUAAAGUUUUUUUUUCAAUUGUGUUACAAA